AUGCGGCAGAUGCGCCCUGUGACUGGUCCGGAUCGUGUCCUCCGUGUUCGAGACUGCACUGUGAGUGGCCCCCGGAAUUGGACCUGGAUGCCGUGCUGCGGUGCCAAGAUCGCCUAUAGCCGCCUCGGACGACACUACACUCGCACCCACGCCCCGUUCUCUCUCCGCCGGAAGAUUCCUAUUCCCGUUCCCAUCUCGCCCGCGGUCGACGUCCUGCUCGCGAAUUUACUCCGUCUUGCAAACUUGUUUCUCACCACGCUGUGCCCCCCGCAUCUGCAGGGCAUAACUGUCGGCCACUUUUGGACGCCCCCAGCCUCGGCCCCCGGGGGCUGGUUGCUUCGCGAUGGCGACAUCUCGCACAGGCCCUCUGGUUGGAGCCGCGCGAGGCUGUGGUAUGUUGACGACAACGGGUUCAACCCCGCGUCCCCGCAACGCACACCCUCCUUGCAGCUGUAG
Penicillium canariense is the source of this 456-nucleotide messenger RNA. RefSeq lists its product as uncharacterized. The coding region runs from base 1 to 456 and encodes 151 amino acids. The transcript has 2 exons. Lineage: Eukaryota; Fungi; Ascomycota; Eurotiomycetes; Eurotiales; Aspergillaceae. The record is from RefSeq and is a predicted model, not a curated record.